Molecule: messenger RNA, 1299 nt
Organism: Lactuca virosa
Lineage: Eukaryota; Viridiplantae; Streptophyta; Magnoliopsida; Asterales; Asteraceae
Source: the annotation of a GenBank genome assembly
AUGCAUGAUCAAGCAUGUAGUACCAUACCCAUCUCUGACACCCUUCUUUCUCACCUUCUACACCGAUUCAAAGACGAUUGGAAGUCAGCGUUGGGAGUAUUCAAAUGGGCAGAAUCCAUUAAAGGUCACACACCAUUACCAAAAUCAUACGAGAUACUCCUUGACAUAUUAGGAAAAACAAAACAGAUAGAAAAGAUGAUGUCACUAGUCAACCAAAUACAUCAUCAUCAUCAUCAUGUUACACUUGGUAGUAUCACCAAGGUUAUGAGAAGGCUUUGUGGGGUAGGAAAAUGGCAAGAAGCUGUAAAGAUUUUUGAUGACUUACACACAUUUGGGUUAGAAAAGAACAGUGAAUCCAUGAAUCUUUUACUUGACACUUUGUGCAAAGAGAAUAAAGUUGAACAAGCUCGCAAGAUUUUCUUGAUGUUAAAAUCAUGCAUCCCACCUACUCCUCAUACUUUUAACAUAUUCAUACAUGGUUGGUGUAAAGUUAAAAGGGUUGAUGAAGCACAUUGGACAAUUCAAGAAAUGAAAGGGUACGGAUUUAGUCCCUCUGUUAUCACGUACUCAACAAUCAUCAAGUCAUAUUGUCAAGAUUCUGAAUUCGGUAAAGUCUAUGAGUUACUCAACGAGAUGAAAGUACAAAAUUGCCCUCCUAAUGUCGUAACAUUUACUAUAAUCAUGUGUUACUUGACAAAAUUUGGGGAAUUUGAGGAAGCAUUGGGAAUCCCUGAAAAAAUGAAAUCUUUUGGAUGUGAACCCGAUACGCUUUUUUACAAUUCCUUGAUUCAUACAUUAGCAAAAUCCGGGAAAAUUCAAGAGGCGAUUUAUGUGUUUGAAGUUGAAAUGGUAAGAUUUAAGGUUUCUAGAACUACAUCAACUUUUAAUACGAUGAUUGCAAUGUUUUGUCAUCAUGGGAAAGAUGAAGAAGCGAUGAAUGUGUUGAAGAAUAUGGAGAAUUUGGGAAAUUGUAAACCGGAUAUUCAGUCGUUUAAUCCUUUAUUGAAGAUGUGGUUAAGAACAAGAAAAGUGGAUUUAUGGUUGAGUGAUUUGUUGGAUGAAAUGGUUAAUAAGUAUAAUCUUAGUCUUGAUUUGUGUACGUAUAGUCUUUUGAUUCAUGGGUUAUGUAGAGUUAAUGAAUGUGAGUGGGCGUAUGGAUUAUUUAAGGAGAUGAUAGGUAAAGAUAUUACACCGAGGUAUUAUACAUGUGCUUUACUUUUGGAGGAAAUUAAAGAGAUGAAGAAUUAUGAUGCUGCUGGUUUUAUUGAAGGAUAUAUGAAGCGUAUGAAAUCAUCUUGA